Molecule: messenger RNA, 3014 nt
Organism: Rhinichthys klamathensis goyatoka
Lineage: Eukaryota; Metazoa; Chordata; Actinopteri; Cypriniformes; Leuciscidae
Gene: exoc6b
Product: exocyst complex component 6B
Exons: 23
Coding region: 85-2523 (812 amino acids)
Biological process (GO): Golgi to plasma membrane transport; exocytosis; intracellular protein transport
Cellular component (GO): exocyst; membrane
Source: RefSeq, a predicted model, not a curated record
GAAGUAAAAGCUCCAGUAUUUUCCCCUCUCUCACUCUGGGCGCUGUGUGUGUUUUUUCUCGAGCGCGUCGCGAGGAUAUGGAAGAUGGCGAGCGCGGAGACAGCGGCAGAGCACGAGCGAAUCCUGCGUGAGAUUGAGAGCACAGACACUAACUGCAUUGGACCAACGCUCCGGUCUGUUUAUGAUGGACAGGAACAUGGACUCUUCAUGGAGAAACUGGAGGGGCGGAUCCGCAACCACGACCGUGAAAUUGAGAAGAUGUGCAACCAUCACUUCCAGGGCUUUGUGGACUCCAUUACUGAGCUGCUCAAAGUGCGCGGGGAAGCCCAGAAACUCAAGGGUCAGGUGACUGAGACCAAUCAGAAGCUACAAAAUGACGGCAAGGGGCUCCUGACGUCAAUGGAUGAAUUGAGACAGUGCCGUCUGCAGCAGAGGAAUAUCGCCACCACCAUUGACAAACUCACACACUGCUUACCAGUGUUGGAGAUGUACACCAAACUGCAGGAACAGAUGAGGACUAAAAGAUACUAUCCAGCUCUACGAACCCUGGAACAGUUGGAGGAGAGCUGUUUGCCUCAAGCGGGAUCAUAUCGUUUCUGCACCAUCAUGGCAGAGAAUAUCCCACGCCUGCGCACGCACAUCAGAGACGUCUCCAUGUCUGACCUCAAAGACUUCCUGGAGAGCAUCCGCAAGCAUUCGGAUAAGAUCGGAGAGACUGCCAUGAAACAGGCACAGGUGCAGAUCGCUCGUGAUAAUGCCGUGACAUCAAAGCAGCGGUCAGCGAGUGGACGGAGGAUACGGAAGGAAGCAUGCUCAGGCACAGAGGUGGACAGAACUGAAAGCAACCCCUUCUCAGAACAGGAUUCUGGGAUAUUGGAUGUGGAGUAUGAAGAGGAGGAUGAGGUUCCUGGUGCGCAGGACUUGGUGGACUUCUCUCCUGUGUUUCGCUGUUUACACAUCUACACUGUAUUGGGUGCCCGGGACACGUUUGAGAACUACUACAGGAAGCAGCGGCGGAAACAGGCCAGACUCGUGCUGCAGCCUCACUCUAACAUGCAUGAAACGUUAGAGGGAUACAGGCGCUACUUCAAUCAAAUUGUUGGUUUUUUUGUAGUGGAGGACCACAUCUUGCACACCACGCAGGGCCUGGUAAACAGGGCUUAUGUGGAAGAAUUGUGGGAGCUGGCUCUUUCCAAGACUAUUGCAGCCUUGCGUACUCAUUCAUCUUAUUGCACUGAUCCAGACCUGAUUUUAGAUCUGAAGAAUCUCAUAGUGCUGUUUGCAGACACACUGCAGGGUUAUGGUUUUCCAGUAAACCAGUUGUUUGACAUGUUGCUGGAGAUGAGGGAUCAAUAUGGGGAGAUACUGCUGAAAAAGUGGAACCAGUCCUUCAGGCAAAUCUUGGAUCAGGACAACUACAGCCCCAUUCCCGUGGCGUCCCCUGAGGAGUACCAGCGGAUCGCAGGCCAAUUCCCCUUCCAGGAUCCGGAGCUCGAGAAGAUGCCUUUUCCGAAGAAGCUGCCAUUUUCUGAAUUUGUGCCUAAAGUAUACUCCCAAAUCAAAGAAUUCAUCUACGCCUGCCUGAAAUACUCUGAGGACUUGCACCUUAGCUCAACAGAAAUUGAUGACAUGAUCCGUAAAUCUACAAAUCUCCUGCUCACACGAACCCUUAGCCACUGCCUACAGUAUGCCAUAAAGAAGAAAAACGUAGGACUGGCAGAGUUGGUUCAGAUCAUCAUCAACACCACUCACCUGGAGCAGUCCUGUCACUACCUAGAAGGGUUCAUCUCCAACAUAACCAACGUGCCUCCUGACACCAUUAAUGCCACCAAACUCUAUGGAACCUCAACCUUCAAGGACGCAAGGCAUGCUGCUGAAGAGGAGAUCUACACUAACCUGAAUCAAAAGAUUGACCAAUUUUUGCAGCUGGCUGAUUAUGAUUGGACAGCAGUACAGGGAGGUGGACAGGCCAGUGACUACCUGAGUGACCUCAUUGCUUUCCUCUGUAGCACCUUUGCAGUGUUCACUCACCUGCCCGGCAAUUCUAUAGAGCACGCCACACUACCGGGGAAGGUGGCUCAGACGGCAUGUAUGUCAGCCUGUAAACACCUCUCCACCUCCCUGCUGCAGCUGCUGUUGGAGGCUGAUGUCAGGCAAGUGUCUAUGGGAGCCCUGCAGCAGUUCAACGUGGACGUCAAAGAGUGUGAGAGGUUUGCCAGGGCCGGCCCGGUGCCUGGCUUCCAGGGGGACACUCUGCUGCUCGCCUUCAUCGACUUGAGACAAUUACUGGAUCUCUUCACUCAGUGGGACUGGUCCACGUAUCUGGCUGACUACGGCCGACCCACCUGCAAGUACCUGCGAGUCAAUCCUCACACGGCUCUGGCCCUCCUAGAGAAGAUGAAGGACACCAGCCGCAAGAACAACAUGUUCGCUCAGUUCCGUAAAAACGAACGGGACAAGCAGAAGCUUAUAGACACUGUUGUCAAACAGCUGAAAAAUCUCAUCGCCACCAACCAAGCCUGAGAAAGCCAACGCAUCAGCAGACGGCCCACGUCCUGAUGAUUUGCCACCAUCAGAGCGUGUAGACUACGCUUGCACAUCUCCAUUAGUUGGGUAUAUUGUUCUUUUAACACAAAGACACUUGGACUGACACAUACACAUAUUAAUGCUCCUCUCUGAAAGGUGCACCUGCUAAACCAUCCCGUGCCUGUGUGAUAUGGUGUCCAUGUCUUCCUGUGUACUAACUGAACACAUUAAGGACACCAAAUCACAUUUUGUUCUUUAAAACUGUUUUUUGUUGCGUUUUAUUAUCUUGUAUUGUUCUUUUGUCACACUAACUUCCUGUCUCACAAUUUGAAUUGCCUUUACAACAGAUCUAAAGUAUUAUUUAUCUUAUUUUUGAAUUUGACAACUACAGUUGCACUGUAGUGUGGAUAUUACUUUUAUUGCUGCAAAGUUAAAGGAAAUUGAAACACUAACUAUGCUUGAACAUUGCUGUCAUAAUUUGUCAAGGG